GUCUGCUCUUCCCAUCUCCCACCCACCAGCAAGCAGACCAGACCCCAAGAUGACGGAUGCAUCGUUGGUGGAGAAGGCGCUCAAGGAGUACACCAAGGGUACCAAAGCCUACUUUCCCGAUGAGGCCGAGGGCUGGAUUGUAGCCACGGUCACUUCCAAGUCCAUCGAGGGCGACCAGCUCCGACUCACCUUCAAUGUCGACCAGCGCAACAAAAACAUCAAUUUGGACUGGAGCCUUGCCAAGCUCCAGGCCAGCAACUUUGCUGAUCUCCCGCCUCUCAAGAACCCUCCCAUGCUGGAAGGAACAGAUGAUUUGGCUACUCUCUCGUAUCUCCAUGAAGCCGCUGUUCUCCAUGGCAUCAAGACACGAUACCUGCAGGAGCAGAUCUACACCUACUCGGGAAUUGUUUUGAUUGCCAUGAAUCCCUUCCAGCGCCUCUCCCUCUACAGCCCCGACAUCAUGAGGGAGUACUCGGGCAAGGACCGUGGCGAGCUCGAGCCCCAUCUGUAUGCUGUUGCCGAGGAUGCAUACAGAACACUGAUCAAGGAGGCCCGCAACCAGUCCAUCAUCGUCAGUGGUGAAUCUGGCGCCGGAAAGACUCAGAGCGCCAAGUACAUCAUGCGGUACUUUGCCACUGUCGACAACCUCGGCAAUUACAACUCGCACGAAGCUGCCCCUGUCGCCACCACCAUCAGCGAGGUCGAAGAGGCUGUUUUGGCGACCAACCCGAUCUUGGAAGCUUUCGGCAACUCCAAAACCACGCGUAACGACAACAGUUCUCGCUUUGGUAAAUACAUCGAGGUUCUCUUCUCCAACAACGACAAGUCCUCGCCCCGGAAGGGCGUGCACAUUGUCGGUGCCAAGAUCCGAACCUACCUCCUCGAACGCUCUCGUCUGAUCUUCCAGCCCGCCACCGAGCGCAACUACCACAUCUUUUAUCAGCUCUGCGCUGCCGCCCCUGCCGCCGAGAAGAAGGAGCUUGGCCUUACCGGCUGGGACAGCUUCUUCUACCUCAAGCAAGGUGGAACCGGCACCGUCCCUGGGUUUGAUGACGUUGCUGAAUUCGCCAACACCCAGAAGGCGCUCUCGAUCAUCGGCAUCUCGGUCUCGCAGCAGUGGGACAUCUUCCGCAUCUGCGCGGCUCUGCUGCACAUCGGCAACAUCGAGAUCAAGACCUUCCGCGACGAAGCCAGCGUUGACGACAACGACCCUGCCCUCGCCAUGGCCUCAAAGCUUCUUGGCGUCGACAAGGCGACUUUCAAAAAGUGGAUCGUCAAGAAGCAGAUCAUCACCCGCUCCGAGAAGAUUGUCUCGAGCCUGAACCAGUACCAGGCCACCGUCGCUAGAGACUCUGUUGCCAAGUUUGUCUACAGCAUGCUCUUUGACUGGAUCGUGCGUCUGAUCAACAAAAACCUCGCCAAGGACGGCCAGGCCUACAACUCCUUUAUCGGCGUGCUCGAUAUCUAUGGUUUCGAGCACUUCAAGAAGAAUUCGUUCGAGCAGUUCUGUAUUAACUACGCCAACGAGAAGCUUCAGCAAGAGUUCAACGCCCACGUCUUCCGCCUGGAGCAGGAGAUCUACGUCCAGGAAAAGAUCAACUGGUCGUUCAUCGACUUCAACGAUAACCAGCCCUGCAUUGACAUGAUCGAGAACAAGCUCGGUAUCCUCGAUCUUCUCGACGAAGAGUCGCGCCUGCCCUCCGGCGCCGACGCCUCCUUGGUCACCAAGCUCUACCAGCGCUUCGCCGUCCCCACGCAAAAGUUCUUUGAGAAGCCCAAGUUUGGCCAAAAGGCCUUCACCAUCAAGCACUACGCUUGCGAUGUCACCUACGACAUCGAUGGCUUCAUCGAGAAGAACAAGGACACCGUUGCUGACGAGCAGCUGGCGACCUUGAACAGCAGCGAGUUUGCCUUCCUGCGCGAGGUUGUCGCUAUCGAGGCCACCCCCGAGCCCGAGCCCACUCCCAACCGCCCUGUCCGCGGCGGCGCCCUCAAGAAGCCCACGCUGGGCUCGAUCUUCAAGGCCUCCCUUGUCCAGCUCAUGGAGACCAUCCGAUCGACCCAGGUCCACUACAUUCGCUGCAUCAAGCCCAACUCAACCAAGACCCCCUUUGGCUUUGAGCCCCAGAUGGUCCUGCAGCAGCUCCGUGCCUGCGGUGUUCUCGAGACCAUCCGCAUCUCCUGCGCCGGCUACCCGUCCAAGUACACCUUCCAGGAGUUUGCCGACCGCUACUACCCGCUGGUAGCCUCGAACCAGUGGAACAACGACUCCAGACAGCUCACCGAGAUCAUUGUCACCCAUCGCAUCACCGAUCUCGACAAGUAUCAACUGGGUCUCACCAAGAUCUUUUUCCGCGCCGGCCAGAUCGCCAUCCUCGAGAAGCUCCGUACCGAGCGCAUCCGCUACUGCGUGGUGCUGAUCCAGAAGAACAUCAAAAAGUUCAUCUAUCAGCGCAGCUACGUCCGCACCCGCGCGGCCGCCAUCCAGGUCCAGACCGCCCUUCGUGCUUGGUCUGCUCGCCAGCAGAUGGUCGCCAUCCGCGAGAACCUGGCUGCCAUCAAGCUACAGGCUGCUAUCCGCGAAUACCUCGCUCGGUCCAAGUAUGUCGAGCUCCGCACCGCUGCCACCGUGAUCCAGGGCGCCCUCCGCCUGGUCAAUGCCCAGAAGGAGUUCCACUUCUUGCGAAUCACCUCGGCCGCGGUCCGCAUCCAGAAGGUCUUCCGCGGCUACUCUGCUCGCAAGACCUACAAAUACGAGGUGGCCGCGAUCGUGUUGCUGCAGUCGUACGUCCGUCGCCUGGCUCCGGUCAAGGAGUUCAGCCAGCUCAAGCAGGAGGCCAAGUCGGUUGGCAAGCUGAAGGAGAUCAACUACCGCCUCGAAGGCAAGGUCGUGGAGCUCUCGCAGGCUCUCAAGGAACAGGAGCUUGGCAACAAGCUCAUGUCCGAGGAAAUCAGCCACCUCAAGACCCAGGUUGGCCUCUGGAAGGAAAAGUUCUCAAAGUCCGACCUCAGCAACAAAGCCGUCAAGACCGAAUACGUCGACACCUCGACCGAGCUCAAGAAAGAGCUCCAGUCCGUCACCGAGGCCAAGGAGGCCCUCGUCCGUGAGCGCGAGCGGGACCAGACCCUCAUCAAGAAACAGAGCGAGGAUAUUCGCAAGUUUGAGCUGGAUCUCGAGAAGCACAAGGAAGAGCUCACAAAAUUGCGCGACGAGCUCAAGACCACCACCAAGGGCGAGGACCCCGCUGUCGUCAUGGGCCUGCGCAAGGAAGUCAGCUCUCUGCGCGAGCAGAUGGCGCGUCUGAUUGCCGGCAAGUGGCGAAGCGACCGUGUCGCCGACAGCCAGCUCGUCUCCAAUGAUGGCGACAGCUGGGCCUACAGCAGCUACGACGGGCUUGGAGAGGCCCAGCCCCAGCCCCGCCUCCGCACGCCGUCCUCGUACCUCGAAAGCCCCGACUCGCUCGAACGUCGCCGCACGCCUGCGCCCAGCGCCCGAACCAUCGUCGCCGAUUCUCCUGAAACCGAGCGCUCCAUCCGUAUCCUCGAGGACAAGGCCUUGGAGGAUGAAAUCCUCGACUCGCUCGUGACCAACCUGCGCAUCCCGCUGCCCAGCACCCAGACCGUUGCCACCCGCAGCGAGAUUUUCUUCCCGUCGCAUCUCAUCGGUCUGGUUGCUACCCAGCUGGCGCACUUUGGCCUUGCCCAGCGUCUGCAAGUCGUGAUGGGCAACACACUCAAAGCCAUCCAGGGCCUCACCACGCGCUUCGAGGACGACUAUGUGUCUGCCUUCUGGCUCUCCAACUGCCAUGAGCUUCUGUGCAUCCUCAACACCCCCGACAUGCGCAACCAGGGCUUCUCGCUUGACCUGGUCCGCGGCCUCGAGAGCAUCCAGAAGCAGCUCGAAUACAUCGUCAAGGAGGUGUACUCGAGCUGGAUCAAAGAGCUGCGCAAGCGCCUGGACAACACCAUCAUCCCCGCCAUCAUCGAGACCCAGUCGUUGCCGGGAUACGUCUGCAAGCAGUCCGGCAACCUCCAGGGUAGCUCGGGCAAGUUCUCCAAGGUCGGCGGCUUCACAACGGAGCAGCUGCUCAACUUCCUGAGCAAGCUCAGCAAGACAAUGAAGUGCUACUACCUCAGCGACAGCAUCACCCAGCAAAUCCUCUCGGAGCUUAUCCGCGUCAUCGGCGUCACUGCCUUCAACCACCUGCUCAUGCGCCGUAACUUUUGCACUUGGAAGCGCGGCGUCCAGAUCCAGUACAACAUCUCUCGUCUCGAGGAAUGGUGCACGGGCCAGAACAUUCCCGAAGCCGCCAAGUAUCUGCAGCACAUCCUGCAGGCUGCCAAGCUGCUGACCCUCAACAAGUCCUCGGCCAAGGACAUCGAGGCCAUUCUUGAGAACUGCCCCGAUCUGAAUGCCACCCAGAUCAAGAAGCUGCUUUCGCUCUACUAUGCUGCCGACUUUGACUCGCCGCUGUCCCCCGAGCUUCUCAAGGUCGUCUCGUCCCGUGCCAGCUUGAACGAAAAGUCGGAUGUCCUGCUGCUCGAUCUCGAGAAGGUGUCCGAAUUCAACAAGCCGAGCAUGCGCCAUAUCGAGGCCAUCGACAAGUUUGUCCCAUCUUGGAUGAACCUGCCCUGCCUUGCAGCCGUCACGACUCUUGCGCAGUAGAGGCGGCUCCAUACCUUUGGCACCGUCCUUUCCUCCCGUCCUCGUUUCGUUGUGUCGCUCCGAGGGCUGUCCUUGUGUCGUAGCUCCAUCCCCCAAGUCAUUCUCUAUCGUUUUCGGCCCUGUGCCUUCUUUCAUCGCAGUGGCUCCGUCCAGUAAAUGUUUCCUUGUUUUCAAUGCUUUGGGUAGACGAUGAAUUCUCUCUCAGCUAGAGUCCCCAUCCAUCUGGCCAGUAAGAUCGUGGUUAGCUUGUAUCAAUACAGUGUUGUGCUUGACGAAACGAUGGGACACAUUGUCUCAUGCGGACAAACACGGUGUAGUCGGAUCACAUCACAAGUGGGUCAAAUC
Molecule: messenger RNA, 5011 nt
Organism: Polychytrium aggregatum
Lineage: Eukaryota; Fungi; Chytridiomycota; Chytridiomycetes; Polychytriales
Product: P-loop containing nucleoside triphosphate hydrolase protein
Exons: 15
Coding region: 50-4666 (1538 amino acids)
Biological process (GO): actin filament organization; vesicle transport along actin filament
Cellular component (GO): actin cytoskeleton; myosin complex; cytoplasm
Molecular function (GO): ATP binding; microfilament motor activity; actin filament binding
Source: RefSeq, a predicted model, not a curated record